Rosa rugosa (rugosa rose) is the source of this 1749-nucleotide messenger RNA. Its product is annotated as beta-amyrin synthase-like. Bases 111 to 1742 code for a protein of 543 amino acids. The record is from RefSeq and is a predicted model, not a curated record. The transcript has 11 exons. Gene Ontology annotation, cellular component: lipid droplet. Lineage: Eukaryota; Viridiplantae; Streptophyta; Magnoliopsida; Rosales; Rosaceae. Gene Ontology annotation, biological process: triterpenoid biosynthetic process. Gene Ontology annotation, molecular function: beta-amyrin synthase activity.
CCGGCGGAACUAUACGUACAUAUAUCUAUUUCCUGUCCCUCUGGCUAUAUGUAUGGAAGCUUAGGCGGCUUGUUCUAUAACUAAUCACUGGAGAGAAUCAAACUAGAAGAAUGUGGAAGCUUAAGUUUGGAGACGAGGGUGCAAAUAACCCAUACUUGUUCAGCACGAACAACUUCCAUGGGAGGCAGACAUGGGAGUUCGACCCGGAUGCCGGCACACCCCAAGAGCGAGCAGAGGUCGAAGAAGCUCGGCUAAGUUUUUUCAACAAUCGUCACCAGGUCCAGGCUUGUAGUGACCUCCUCUGCCGAAUGCAGCUGCUGGGAGAGAAAAAGUUCAAACAAACAAUUCCCCAAGUAAAGGUGGCAGAUGAUGAGGACUGUACAUAUGAAAAGGCCACCGCGGCAUUCAGAAGGGCAACUACCUUCUACUCUGCCUUGCAAUCACCUCACGGCCAUUGGCCUGCUGAAAAUGCCGGCCCUAUGUUUUUCAUUCCCCCCUUUGUUAUCUCGCUCUAUAUUACGGGGCAUCUUAGUAAGGUGUUCUCUGCAGAGCAUUAUAAGGAAAUGCUUAGGUAUAUAUACUGUCAUCAGAACGAGGACGGUGGGUGGGGAUUACACAUACAGGCCCCUAGUAUGAUGUUUUGUACAAUUCUUAACUACAUUUGCAUGCGUCUACUUGGAGAAGGACCCGAUGGUGGUUUAUACAACGCUUGUGCAAGAGCACGCAAGUGGAUUCUUGAUCAUGGUGGUAUAACACACUCAUCAUCCUGGGGAAAGACUUAUAUGGCAAUACUUGGUGUGUAUGAGUGGGAGGGAUGCAACCCUAUGCCCCCAGAGUUUUGGAUUUUCCCGUCUUUGUUCCCUUUGCAUCCAGCAAAAAUGAACUGCUACUGCCGCUUGACUUACUUGCCUAUGUCGUACCUGUUUGGGAAAAGAUUUGUUGGCCCCAUCACACCUCUCAUUCUACAGCUGAGAGAAGAAAUGUACAAUGAGCCAUACAAUGAAAUUCAAUGGGGCAAAGUACGCCAUCUCUGUGCAAAGGAGGAUAACUACUAUCCCCAUGGCAAGUUACAGUGUUUGAUGUGGGAUACUCUUCACACAGUUUAUGAGCCUCUUCUUUCUUGCUGGCCCUUCAAAAAGUUGAGAGAGAAGGCUCUGCAAGAAACUAUUGAACACAUUUAUUAUGAAGAUGAAAAUAGUAGAUACAUAACAAUUGGAGCUGGGGAAAAGCCAUUAAUGAUGCUUGCUUGCUGGGUUGAAGAUCCGAAUGGAGAAUCCUUUAAGAAGCAUCUUGCAAGAGUUGCAGAUUACAUAUGGGUGGCAGAAGAUGGAAUAACUACGCAGAGUUUUGGUAGCCAAGCGUGGGAUGCUAGUCUUUCGGUUCAAGCUUUACUUGCUGGAAAUCUCACGGAUGAACUUGGACCUGUACUUAAGAAAGCACAUGAAUUCCUAAACAAAUCUCAGAUUAGGGAUAAUCCUUCUGGUGACUUCUUAGCCCGUUUCCGUCACAUUUCUAAAGGUCGUUGGACUUUCUCUGACCGAGAUCAUGGAUGGCAAGUUUCUGAUUGUACUGCAGAGGGUUUGACGUGUUGCCUUUUGUUAUCAACGAUGCCGACGCAAAUCGUGGGUGAACCAAUUGAAUCUGAGCGCCUGUAUGAUGCUGUCAAUGUCAUACUUUAUCUACAAGUGAGGACUAGAUUGAAUUAUCUACGGGUUUGUCUUGUGCUGCAUCUACAGGUUUAACUUGAAA